Molecule: messenger RNA, 426 nt
Organism: Pseudozyma flocculosa PF-1
Lineage: Eukaryota; Fungi; Basidiomycota; Ustilaginomycetes; Ustilaginales; Ustilaginaceae
Exons: 2
Coding region: 1-426 (141 amino acids)
Source: RefSeq, a predicted model, not a curated record
AUGCGGAGGAGGGGGAGGGACGAACACGAGGGUCGGGACUAUCGACAGAAGAAGGGUAACGAGGUCAUCCAGCACGACAGCGCCGACGAUGAGUGGCAGGACACGGACGGCGACGACGACGAGGACCUGUUUGAGGACUCGUUUGACUUCCUCGGCCACUCGGGUGCCGAGUCCGAGUCCGACGACGACGACGGCGACGGCAACGACAACAUGCUCGAUUCCAGGAGCGGCGACGGCGGCCAGAAAGCGGCCGGGGCGAGCAGGCCCACGCGCUACGUGGAGCUGCCGGCUUUGCUGACGAUCCUUGUGGCGUACUGGUCGCAGGUCUGGAUGGCCUUUUGGCGAUCCAAGAGCGCGCCAAUCCCGGUCCCCAGGCCGACGACGCCGCCGCCUCCGCCAUCGCGCCAGAGGCACGCCUACCCUUGA